Molecule: messenger RNA, 1836 nt
Organism: Stylonychia lemnae
Lineage: Eukaryota; Ciliophora; Spirotrichea; Sporadotrichida; Oxytrichidae
Source: the annotation of a GenBank genome assembly
AUGAUUAGCUUUGAUAAUUUCGGCAGAUAAAUUAAGCUUUACUACAAAGGUCAAGACACCUUGAAGAGCAAUUUCGGAGCAUUCAUGACCUUGAUCUAUAUUCUCCUCCUUGUCACAUUUAUACUUUAUAGAACAGUGGUCCUUGUCUAAAAAUCCGAAGUUAAGGCCAGUAAAUAUAGUUUUGUUCAGAAACUGUCUUAAGCUGAGCCUUAUAAUCCAUAUUAGUAUGGUUUUAAUUACGCAUUUGGAAUUCAAAAAUAUCUUGACCCAACUAUUGCCACAUACUCGAUUAUAUAUACAAUAUAAAGAUCAUUGAAAAACUCAACAGUGAGACCUAGAGAGAGAGUAUCUGUUUAAUUUGCAUCUUGCAACAAUACUAAUUUUCCUUAACUUGAUGCAGAAGAAUACGCUUCUUCACCCAUUUCUAAUAUGAUGUGUGCAAUUAAUGAUCCAAAUAACAUUGAUUUAUAAGGUGAUUUUUAUUCAGAUAUAUUUAAAUAUGUCGAGGUUAGGCUAACUAGAUGUGUAAAUGGAACUGAUUCAAAUAUUACUUGCAAAUCUAAAGAGGACAUUAUUGCUUUUCUUAACACUUAGAGAUUAUCAAUAAUCUAUAUAAAUUAGUACUUUGACUUUAAAAGCUUCGGGCAGGAAAUUAAUAGUUAUUUAGAUGACUCAAUAUACUUUGAUCUCGAAAAGGAUAGAUUGAAGCAAACGAAUGUAUUUAUCCAGAGAAAUAGAAUUAAACUUACUGACGAUUAUUUCUAGUAUGGAUAAUAAAGUGAUAGAGAGUUUUUCUAAAUCAGCAAUAUCAGAAGCUAUGAGGAUGAUAAUGCUUUUGAAAAUUAGAUAUACAACAGAGUAUUCUUUAGAAUUGAUAAAAAUUACGACAUCUUUGAAAGAUAAAUAUAUUCAUUCGGAUAAUUAUUCGGUGAGUUAGGAGGUCUUAAAACUUCUCUAUUUUUUGUUAUUUCAAAUCUUGUAGCCAUCUUUACUUCUUAGAUUCCAUUUAUGAGAAUUGCAAAUAAAGUUUUCCAAUCCUAUGAGAGAUCAGAGUUACUAUCCAAAAUAGGUAGAAAUAUAAUAUAUUCUGAGUAAUCUUAGCACAGUGAAAAAAAUACUACCACUAACGGCAACAGUGGUAAAUUAGAUAAGUCUAAAUUACGCCUGAUUUUUCAGAAGGCUUAGCAAAAAAUUAAAAAUGAACUUGAUGUUACCAAUAUCAUUACUAAGCUGAGGACUUUCUAGAAUAUAGUGAAUAGUAGUUGCAGUACGAAAUAAAAGCUUGCUUUGCAGUAUUAAAAGUCCCACGUGGUUGAGACAGAUGACUCGGAUUAUGAAUACUCAUGUUUCAAAAAUGAACUUUAAAAGAUGAUCUAAAACAAUAAUAUGGUAAAGUAAAAUCAAGAAUUUUUAGAAAAAACAUUGAAAAUUUCAAGUAAAGAUAAAGAUGGUCAUAAAUCAAAUGAUAGCAAAUUUAUUUUAGGGAUAAUUUAAAAACCUCAAGAUACUAUUUAAAAAAAGUUGAGAAGGCAAAGUUAAUCGAUUAUCUAAAAUGAGCUUUUACCGACCUCUAUUUAUGGCAUAAAAAAUGUAGUGCUUCUCAAAAAACAAGAUGUCGAAAGCUUAAGUGCUGGAGAGAGGAAAAAACUAAGUAAUUAAUUUGUAAUAUAUGAACCUAAAAUAAUGUUUGAUGAUAAUGAGGCAACUAACAGAGCUCUUGAAGACUCCUCUCGAUAAAUACUAUUUUAAACUAAGCAAUUCAAAGCUAACAAAAAAAGAAAAACAACUACUGAACUUAAGAAACCUACAAGAAAAAUAAAGUAUCUGGACACUUGA